AGAAAAAGAAAGAAUUCCCAUCAACAUUCUUACCUUUUCUUAUCUUGAUAGCAUCUUUCCCCUAUUUUCCAACCUCCCUCUUCUGUGGUAUCCGAAAUUUUAAUCUCUUGAACUCUCUCUGUUCUUGCUGUUCUGUCUUCUUCUAACCUAGAUAAUACAACAUCAGUUCAUAAUAUCUUGCUCAUGUGCAUCUCAUCAUCAUUAAUAAGAAACACUCCAGCCAUCCUUUCCAAAUACACUUCUAAGUUGCGAAGAACAUUUUUUUUUUCAGGCUCUUUUGCUUAACGGUCCAACACAAAUAUGGUCCAAAUGAUUUUCUUCUCGCAUUUCUAGCAUAAUACUGGGUGGUAGAAUGUAUGCAUCAUGUCAGAAAUGCUAAUAUUUUAGAGUCAUAUAGUUUGUAAAGCUUGCCAUGGCAUCUCUAGACGCCCCCCAAACAUGGAUUCCACACGUGAACAUUAAAGACUGCUCUCAAGGAUUUUGUAGCUUAUACUGCCCGCAAUGGUGUUACAUCAUCUCCCCUCCUCCGCCUCCCUUUGAGUUCCCUGAUGACGAUUCGAGUCCAAUUUUUUCUCCUCUUGUCAUUGCCAUUAUAGGCAUACUGGCCAGUGCUUUCCUUCUAGUAUGUUACUAUACCAUCAUAUCUAAAUAUUGUGGAAACGAUGAUUCGGCAAGGAGAAGGGACCAAAAUCAUGGACAAAAUGAGGAAUUUGAGGACGAUCACAACUCAUCUCUCCACGAGCCAUGGCAUGCUGCAACAACCGGCGUAGAUGAAGCUCUUAUAAGGUCCAUCACAGUAUGCAAGUACAGAAAGGGAGAUGGUUUGAUUGAAGGGACAGAUUGCUCAGUUUGUCUCAGUGAGUUUCAAGAAGAUGAGAGCGUAAGGCUUUUGCCAAAGUGUAGCCAUGCUUUCCAUGUCCCUUGCAUUGAUACAUGGCUUCGCUCUCACUCGAAUUGCCCACUAUGUCGUGCCAACAUAGUCUUCUUUAGUGCUUCCCUGCCUCAAUUGCCUCCUCCAGUGACAGAUACGCCUCAAGGCAAUGAAUCUUUGCAAGAAAGCCAACGAGCUAAUGACAAUGUGUCUGUUACACAAGACACAGAAAGGGUUGCUAGAGAUGAACAAGCGACACAGAAUCUUGCAGGGGCUCCAAAGACUCCGUCACGAGUGUUUAGUGAUUCGGGGAACUUGGAAGAGAGAGAUAUCAUAAUUGAGAUGCGAGAUAUUGAUAGAAAUCAACGCAUAAGGAGAUCAUUUUCAAUGGAUCAUCCAUGUCAAAGCCACACCUCCAUCGCUGAAAUUAUUCGAAUGAAUCAGGAUGAAGUUGUUCCAGUAGAAGACUGCACGGCAGAUGUUGGAUCAUCGAAACAUUCAGCAGAAAUCAGCAAAUGCGUGUCUAGCAGCAGCAGAAGAGUCUUGCAUUGUGUACUCAAUCCUGUUACCAUGAAGAGAUCAUUUUCAAGUGGAAGAUUCUUUCUCACCAGGCAUGGAAGAAUGCGUGACACCACAAGUCUUGUUUAAACAGAAACUCUGUUUUUUUUUUUUUUUUCAAUUGAUGGUUAUAUUUUCCAUCAAUCAAUGUUAUGAUAAAGUACUGUAAGCGUGAGAAUUGUGUUCCAAUGUAUAAAAUUGACGAGGGACAUAUCUAUAUGUCUUGCAAAUCUUGUUUGUUCUCUA
Molecule: messenger RNA, 1675 nt
Organism: Populus euphratica (Euphrates poplar)
Lineage: Eukaryota; Viridiplantae; Streptophyta; Magnoliopsida; Malpighiales; Salicaceae
Product: E3 ubiquitin-protein ligase Os04g0590900-like
Exons: 2
Coding region: 413-1519 (368 amino acids)
Biological process (GO): protein ubiquitination
Molecular function (GO): transferase activity
Source: RefSeq, a predicted model, not a curated record